UGCUUGAAGCCUACGGCAGGUAUGCUCAUAAAUUAAAGCCUGGGGAAGGGAGUUGCGUAUCCAGCGAAGGAUAGGGCGCCGGAGAAGACAGAGAGAGAAGGGAUGGAGAGGCUGCAUCGGAUCUUCUCGGGCGCGGGAGGGAUGGGACACCCGCCCACCGACUCCCCGCUGCUCGACACGGCCGAGCAGGUGUACAUCUCCUCGCUCGCCCUCCUCAAGAUGCUCAAGCACGGGAGGGCUGGGGUACCGAUGGAGGUGAUGGGGCUGAUGCUGGGGGAAUUCGUGGACGAAUACACGGUCCGGGUGGUGGACGUGUUCGCGAUGCCGCAGAGCGGGACCGGCGUCAGUGUCGAGGCCGUCGACCACGUCUUCCAGACCAACAUGCUCGAUAUGCUCAAGCAGACCGGAAGAUCUGAAAUGGUAGUAGGCUGGUACCAUUCUCAUCCAGGCUUUGGUUGUUGGCUCUCUGGGGUUGAUAUAAAUACACAGCAGAGUUUCGAAGCCUUGAAUCCAAGGGCAGUUGCGGUUGUGGUAGAUCCAAUCCAGAGUGUUAAAGGGAAAGUUGUCAUCGAUGCUUUCCGCCUCAUCAAUCCUCAGACCAUGAUGCUAGGCCAAGAACCUCGCCAGACUACUUCCAAUGUCGGGCAUCUCAACAAGCCGUCCAUUCAGGCAUUAAUCCAUGGGUUGAAUCGACAUUACUACUCUAUAGCUAUAAAUUAUCGGAAAAAUGAGCUUGAAGAAAAGAUGUUACUGAACCUGCACAAAAAGAAGUGGACUGAUGGAUUGACUUUGCAGCGGUUCGAUACCCAUUCAAAAACUAACGAGCAGACCGUGCAGGAAAUGCUGAAUUUAGCCAUCAAGUACAACAAAGCGGUUCAGGAGGAAGACGAGUUGCCACCGGAGAAGCUUGCAAUUGCAAAUGUGGGAAGGCAAGAUGCGAAGAAGCAUUUGGAAGAGCAUGUCUCGAACUUGAUGUCAUCAAACAUAGUUCAGACUCUGGGAGCCAUGCUUGACACUGUCGUGUUCUAAUAGGUCCAUGUUGCAGAAGACACGAUUUUCUUCAUCGAACCAAGUCCCAUCAUUAAUUUUCUCAAAAUGAAUCUCGUGUUGGCUUUUGAGUUAUGAUGAUAUUGUUGUUAUGCCACUAGCAAAUUUCAGGAGUAGGAAGGGCCUUAACGUUUGAAGCUGUCCGUUAUUUUAUCAUCGUGACGAUCGUGUUACGAUCGCUAUCCUCCUAUCAAGUCCACGCGGAGGUUCGGCAACGAUUCUCGUACCCUUGUUCUGAAUAUGGAGCCCCAGUGUGAUCUAUGUCAGCCAUAGGUUUUUUUUUUUGGUAAAUUUAUGUCAGCCAUAGUUACUCAUGGAGCAAAGGCAAAUGGCUUGGCUGCGGUGGCUUUUUCUUUUCUUUUUUUUUUUGGGGGUUCUGAGGCCUCAACCGUCUUAGCCUCUCACCUCUUUGUUCCUGCUUAUGGUCAUGGUUUUCCACUUGGGAUGGGGUUCUUGUAUCGUUCAGGGCUUGCUGUAUUGUCAUGGUAGUUCCGCUCAUGGUCUCUUAGGAAAAAUAAAAAUUAGAAAAUAGAUAUCCACCCAUUUCCUUCGUGCGGGUGCGUAAGAAUUUCCAGGGAUGUCAAUUCAGUUUGGCACAAGUGGAGUCACGGGUGUUCCUGCGUUUGUCUCAGUGACUCCCAAAUAUUGUUCCCUUCAGCUAUUGGUAACUGCACGAAACACUUUUAACACAUGUAUCCACCUGAAAACUCCCAAAGAAGUGCUUACCGUCGUGUUUGAUAGGGGCAAGUGGCCCGACUUCUGCACCCCUGGAGACGCGAACCUGGAAGCAAACCAAGAGGAGCAAAAACAUGAGGGAAGCUCUUUUGCGAGUCCAUGCCUCUAUUCUGGCCAGAGAGCUUGUUAAAAAAGUUGCCAGUGCAAAAGUUUUUAUUUAUUAUCAUUAUUAUUAUUGUUGUUGUUGUUAUUGUUAUUGUUAUAUAGAUGCAGACUCUAGAGGUCUAGAUUUUCUUAGA
This is a messenger RNA of Elaeis guineensis (African oil palm), 2021 nucleotides long. RefSeq names its product 26S proteasome non-ATPase regulatory subunit 14 homolog. The record is from RefSeq and is a predicted model, not a curated record. Gene Ontology annotation, molecular function: protein binding; metallopeptidase activity. NCBI's taxonomy places the organism in Eukaryota, Viridiplantae, Streptophyta, Magnoliopsida, Arecales, Arecaceae.